UUCCACAAAGAUUUCUCAUCCCUCACUUUGCAUUAUACUAUUAAAAGAAAAAAAUUAAGUACCAAUUUUAAGCAAGUUGUCUAAAAUGCAAGGUGCUUAUCUCCUUUCGUCCUUUGUCGUCUUGGCUUUGGCCUCCUCCUUUGUCUCUGCCUCUGACCCCGACCCUGUUCAGGACUUCUGUGUGGCCUUAAAUGACAGCGAAACCGGUGGUUUGUUUGUGAAUGGAAAGUUCUGCAAGGACCCCAAGGACGUCAGUGCUGACGAUUUCUUCACCUACGGGUUCGACGUGGUUGGAAACAUAUCAAAAAAACUUGGCUCAGCUGUAACCGCAUUCAAUGUCGAGAAGAUACGAGGACUCAACACUUUGGGUAUAUCCUUGGCUCGAAUCGACUUUGCACCAUAUGGUCUAAACCCUCCACACACUCACCCUCGAGCAACCGAAAUCCUAGCAGUUUUAGAGGGAACAUUGGAGGUUGGUUUUGUAACAUCCAACCAACCAGAUGGAAGCAACAAACUCUUCACUAAAAUCCUCAACAAAGGAGACGUGUUUGUGUUCCCAGUUGGUCUCAUUCAUUUCCAGUUCAACAGGGGAGAUUGCAAUGCUCUUGCUUUUGCUGCUCUGAGCAGCCAAAACCCAGGAGUUAUCACUAUUGCUGACGCUGUUUUUGGAUCAGACCCUCGUAUCAAUCCUGAUGUUCUCACCAAGGCUUUCCAAGUUGAUAAGAAUAUUAUUGACUAUCUCCAGAAGCAGUUCUGGGAAGAUAACAAUUAUUAGACCCUUAUUAUAUAAUAUGAAGCAACCAUGGAUUAAUACACUAUCCUUAUGUACUUUUCCAUUUAAUAAGGUUUGCUACGUCUUGCAGUCAUUGUAAUAAAAAUAUAAUCUAUGAAUAAAUGUAGAAGGGUCGACCUAUGGAUGCCUUUUUCUAUAAUUGUUUUGGCUAUUACUAUAUAUAUAAUAUUGUUCUAAUUAUGUCUUAA
This is a messenger RNA of Ziziphus jujuba (common jujube), 981 nucleotides long. Its product is annotated as germin-like protein subfamily 1 member 7. Bases 86 to 775 code for a protein of 229 amino acids. Lineage: Eukaryota; Viridiplantae; Streptophyta; Magnoliopsida; Rosales; Rhamnaceae. The transcript has 2 exons. Gene Ontology annotation, molecular function: manganese ion binding. The record is from RefSeq and is a predicted model, not a curated record. Gene Ontology annotation, cellular component: cell wall.